Molecule: messenger RNA, 1909 nt
Organism: Microtus ochrogaster (prairie vole)
Lineage: Eukaryota; Metazoa; Chordata; Mammalia; Rodentia; Cricetidae
Gene: Wdr89
Product: WD repeat domain 89
Molecular function (GO): protein binding
Source: RefSeq, a predicted model, not a curated record
GAGGGCGGAGAUCCGGACGGCCGUGGGCAGAGCGUGGUUUUUCUCCAGUGUGGGGUUUGCUUCUGAGAAUUUUCUACCUGUGGAUGUUACUGCUGACAUGGAGAGGAUUGAGGAGCAGUUUGCUAAUCUUCAUAUUGUUAGACGUUCCUCAGAACCAAAAGAGCCCACCUACCUGCUUGGCAUAGACACAUCGAAGACCGUCCAAGCAGAUAAAGGGAGCUUGGUUGCUGUUCUGUGUUCAAAUGCAUCUGUAAGAAUAUAUGAUAAAGAGACACUAAAUGUUCUACGAGAAUUUAAUGGCUCUCCCGGACUUCUUAAUGGAGUCAGAUUUGCGAAUUGCUGUGACAAUGUCUAUUCUGCAAGUACGGAUGGCACUGUCAAAUGUUGGGAUGCUCGGUUAGCUAGUGAAAAGCCCGUGCAGUUGUUCAAAGGUUACCCUUCCAAUAUUUUUAUUAGUUUUGAUGUCAACUGCAAAGAUCAUGUUCUUUGUGCUGGUACAGAAAAAGUGGAUGAUGACGCAUUGCUGUUAUUCUGGGAUGCCAGGACCGCGUCUCAGGAUUCAUCUACUAGAGAGCCACUCGGGGCCUACUCAGAGACACACAGUGAUGACAUCACCCAAGUACGUUUCCAUCCCAGCAAUCCCAACAUGGUUGUCUCUGGUUCAACCGAUGGCCUGGUAAAUGUGUUUGAUAUCAGUGUGGAUAACGAAGAAGAUGCGCUGGUUGCGACCUGUAACUCCGUUUCCUCGGUGAGCUGCAUUGGUUGGUCUGGAAGGGAUUAUAAACAAAUUUACUGCAUGACACACGAUGAGGGAUUUUGCUGGUGGGAUCUUAAUCAUUUGGAGACCGAUGAACCAAUUACAUGUUUGAACAUCCAGGAUGUGAGAGAAAUAAGUGAUGGAAAAGAAGGUCCUCUGGACUAUCUGAUCGGCGGCCUAUAUCAUGAGAAGAUGGACAGAUUGUUUGUUAUUGGAGGAACCAACACGGGAAGGAUUCACGUAAUGAGCUGCACCUCGUCGGGACUGACCCACGUGACUAGCCUUCAGGGGGGCCAUGCAGCCACUGUUCGUUCUUUCUGUUGGAGCGUGCCCGAGGACUCUUUGCUGACCGGGGGAGAAGAUGCACAGUUGUUGCUUUGGAAACCCGUAGCUGUGGAGAAGACCUUCCCAAAGAAAGACAGCUUGAAGAUAGCCUCCUCCGUGCAGCAGCGAGUUCGCGUCCACAGCAACGGUUCUUACAAGAGGAGGAAGCAGUAGUGAUGUCGUGAUGGGAAUUUGCAGGCGCUUCUGGUUUCAGAUCAUUUUGUUCCCUAUAGCAAAUAUUUUUAAGGCUUACCUGUAAAAGCAGCAAUUAGCAAAGCCCCAGACAAAUAUUGAGAAUGAUUUAAUUUGUGUCCAGACAUAUCCUAUAAUAUUUUUAAAGCCUCCAGUUGAGCAUAAAAAUCAGUGACGUGACAGGGAAAUUACAGGUCACGUUUUGAAACCCACCUGUUGAGUUAGUGAAUGUCGGGUUUGGAGAAAUCGCCCUGAAAAGGACUCUUAGAUAGAUAGAUAGCUGGGGAGACCAUGGCACAGCUGGUUUGGGCUAUGCUUUUUUAAGAUCAAAGAUUUUGCAUUUGAAAUUAUCUUCACUGUCCACACGACAUCAGACUGUUGGGUAGUGUGAGGAGUUUGUGCUUGCUCACUGCACCUACCCCAUCACCUCUGAGCACUGACUCAGCAUCCUAGUGAGUUCUAAACAGAAUUUUAUUUUUUUUUUUAGGGAUGAAGUAUACAUUUUUUUUAAAUGAGAAAAAUAUAUUGCAUCUGUACUUUAAAAACUCUUGUUUAUACUUGGGUAACUGACACCCAGGUGCUUUGCUGUUGAAAAAGAAAUUAUCUUACUGGGGCUGGAGAGAUGGCUCAGGGGUU